Molecule: messenger RNA, 989 nt
Organism: Penaeus indicus
Lineage: Eukaryota; Metazoa; Arthropoda; Malacostraca; Decapoda; Penaeidae
Product: DNA-directed RNA polymerase III subunit RPC9-like
Exons: 3
Coding region: 88-408 (106 amino acids)
Biological process (GO): transcription initiation at RNA polymerase III promoter
Cellular component (GO): RNA polymerase III complex
Molecular function (GO): nucleotide binding
Source: RefSeq, a predicted model, not a curated record
GUUAAAUUGUAAAGGAGCUGUUCUGAGCAACUGUGAGGUCUAUGCUCUCCUGCAGGAUUGUGUAGGCAAGAAAAAGGCAGAAAAAGUAUGAUGAAGACACAAGCAGACCUUGCCAAUAUUGCAUUUGAAACCAUGAAGUACCUUGAAAAGACAGCUUGCAGAAAUCAAAAUGCUGAAGUAAUACAAGGUUUCCUACAAGCUGUGAAAGAAUUCAAACUCACCAAAGCAGAAAAACUACAGUUAAUCAACUUACGUCCAACAACACCAGUGGAAAUGCAGCUCAUAAUUGAAGACAGCGAAGAAAGACUAAGUGAGGAACAAGUCGAAGAGUUAAUUGGGCUGGUAGAGCUCCACCUGCCAGAUAUUGAUAACCCUCAAACAUUAGUAAACGGUACACCAGGGAAAUAGUUGUUGCUGUCUCUGUUUUCUUUUCUUUUAUUAUUGUUAUUAUUAUUGGAUGGAUAUAUAGCCCAUAUAAGGAGCAUAAGAUGUUAUCACAUUUAAUUUAUUUAGUGAACUAGCUGUUACCAAAAUAUAUUAUUGAUUGUACUUGAUGUUCUUGCCGCUCAGAAUAUUUAUGGGAAGGAAUUUUUUUGAAAGUGAGGGUGAUUAGAAUACAGAAGAGAAAUUCUGUUUCAUAAUCUGUUAAAGUUGUAGACAUCUCUCUCUCCUUUUUUUUUUUUUUUUUUUUUUUCUUUCUUUCUUUCUUUCUUUCUAUCUAUCUUUCUUUCUUUCUUUCUUUCUUUCUUUCUUUCUUCUUUUCUCUUUAAUACCACUGCUCUUCCAAGCAAAUAGCAUCUACAACUUAUGAUUGUUACAGUCUUGGACGCAACAUAGACUACUACUUUUUUUUUUUUUUGUCAUGGAAUUUAAUAUUUUAUACAUUGACCAGUAUGCAACAACUAACAAGAUGUUGCAUAUGCAGGGCCUUUGGCAUGAGGCACAAACUGAAUACUCACUACCAUUAAAGAUGAGUGAUAUAUACAUAA